Messenger RNA from Biomphalaria glabrata, 5646 nucleotides. Its product is annotated as DNA-directed RNA polymerase III subunit RPC1-like. Gene Ontology annotation, molecular function: DNA binding; DNA-directed RNA polymerase activity. Gene Ontology annotation, biological process: DNA-templated transcription. Bases 235 to 4404 code for a protein of 1389 amino acids. The record is from RefSeq and is a predicted model, not a curated record. The transcript is spliced from 18 exons. Lineage: Eukaryota; Metazoa; Mollusca; Gastropoda; Planorbidae.
GUUAUUGCUUAGACUCACCUAGUAAAAUUAAAAAAGCAAUCGACACCAAUGUGAUUUGCCAACCACGGACACAUCUGUUUAUUGCCAACAUAAUAAUAAUAUUAUUAUAUUAGAUCUAUAGAUCUAGUCUAGAUGUAAUCUAUAAAUGAUAAAGGUAGAUUCUAAAUCUAUCUAAAUCGUCUCUAAUUCUAGUCAAACUAGCCACACUUCAACACCAGACAUUUCCAGAUCAACAUGGUUAAAGAACAGUUUCGUGAAACAGAUCUGGCUAAAAAGAUUAGUCAUGUGACUUUUGGUUCCAUGAGCCCUGAGCAGAUCCAGAGAGCCAGUCAUAUUCAUGUUGUGAAUAAAACUUUAUACAGUCAAGAUGCAAGAAAUAAACCCUGUCCUAAUGGGGUGCUGGAUCACAGAAUGGGAACCAGUGAAAAAGAAAACAGCUGUGAAACCUGUGGCAAAGUCUUAGCGGACUGUGUUGGGCACUUUGGUUACAUUGAUUUAGAACUUCCAGUUUACCAUGUCGGUCACUUCCGUACCAUAAUCACAGUUUUACAAAUGAUCUGCAAGUCCUGCAGCUCCAUAUUGCUGAAUGAAGAACAGAAGGAGUCUUUUCAUCGAGCCAUCAAAAAGCCUGGACUAACAUAUUUACAGAAAAAGGCGUUAAGGAAACGUAUUUAUGACACAUGUAGAAAAUUGAAAACAUGUCUUGUCUGUGGAGAUCAUAAUGGAAUGGUCAAGAAAGUGGGUCUUUUCAGGAUCGCACAUGACAGAUCCCAACAGGGUCGCAAGUCUGAAGCAAUACUGAAGGAGAGGGUGGAUGCCUUUGACUUAGCUGUGAAAGCCAACGCUGAGAUUGCUAACUUGAUGAGUAAAAAUUAUGAUGUCCUGAACCCCCUGAUAGUUCAUGAGCUGUUCAAGAGGAUCAAAGAACUCGAUGUCCCCUUGCUCUUAAUGAAUUCUGAGGUGGGAAGGCCAGAGGAUCUGAUCCUGACUAGGAUUUUUGUACCUCCUAUCUGCAUUCGGCCAUCUGUAGUGUCUGAUUUAAAGUCUGGCACCAAUGAAGAUGACAUCACCAUGAAGUUAACAGAGAUCAUGAUGGUGAAUGAGAUCAUACAGAGGCUGAGAUCCACUGGGGCCAAGAUGCAGAUGUACAUGGAGGACUGGGACUAUGUACAGCUUCAUGUUGCCUUAUUAUAUAAUUCUGAAACCUCUGGGAUCCCUCUGAGUAUGCAGCCUAAGAAAAAGACUAGAGGAUUUGUCCAGAGGCUCAAAGGUAAACAGGGAAGGUUUCGAGGGAACCUUUCUGGCAAACGUGUGGAUUUCUCUGCAAGAACUGUGAUAUCCCCCGACCCAAACAUGCGCAUAGAUCAGGUGGCAGUACCUGUUCAUGUGGCUAAAACUAUGACCUAUCCAGAGAGAGUGUGUGCUGCUAAUCUUGCUUUAAUGCAAAAGCUUGUCAGGAAUGGAUGUGAUGUUCAUCCAGGGGCUAACUUUAUCAAAAUUCAUUCUACUGGUGAGCGCAAGUUUCUGCGCUAUGGCAACCGUAACCACAUAGCCAACAGCCUGAGGUAUGGAGAUGUUGUGGAGAGACACAUGAUGGACGGUGAUGUGGUUUUGUUCAACCGACAGCCAUCUUUACACAAGCUCAGUAUUCAGGCUUUUUAUGCCAAGGUCAUGCCAAAUAGAACUUUUAGAUUUAACGAGUGCUGCUGUGGGCCAUUCGGAGCUGAUUUUGAUGGUGAUGAGAUGAACCUUCACCUUCCUCAGACUGAAGAGGCCAAGGCAGAGGCCAUCACCUUGAUGGGGUCAAAGUCCAACAUCAUCACGCCCAGAAAUGGAGAACCCUUGAUAGCUGCCAUUCAGGACUUUAUUACAGGUGCCUAUUUGAUGACCCAGAAAGAUGUCUUCUUUGAUCGUAACAGAGCCUGUCAGUUGAUUGCCUCCAUGCUUGUGGGUAAAGAGGCCACUAUGAAGAUUGAUCUGCCUCCACCAGCCAUAUGGAAACCUUGUCAGCUUUGGACAGGGAAGCAAGUUUUUUCUCUCUUGAUGAAACCAAAUAAAGAGUGUCCAGUAAAGAUCAACCAGCGAAUGAAAGGCAAGAACUAUACUAAAAAUGAGGAUCUUUGCACCAAUGACUCGUUCAUUGUUAUCCACAAUAGUGAGAUCAUGUGUGGAUACAUGGAUAAAGCCACACUGGGCUCUGGCUCCAAGCAGACCAUUUUCUAUUUGAUUCUUCGAGACUAUGGAGAGCAGGCUGGGGCUGAUGCAAUGUCAAGACUGGCCAGAUUGAGCCCAGCGUUCCUAUCCCAUCAUGGCUUCUCCAUAGGGAUUGGUGAUGUCACACCUGGUGAAGGUUUGAUCAAGAAGAAGGAGGUCUUGUUAAAUACAGGCUAUUCCACUUGUGAUGGCUACAUCCGAGAUCUUGAAGAAGGCAGGCUGCAGCCUCAGCCUGGUUGCACUGAAGAUGAAACAUUGGAGGCUAAGAUUUUAAAAGAAUUGUCUGUUAUUCGAGACCAUGCCGGGGAUGUCUGCUUUAAAGAGCUGCAUAAGACCAACAGCCCUUUGAACAUGGCUAUCUGUGGCUCUAAAGGCUCUUUCAUCAACAUCUCCCAGAUGAUUGCCUGCGUGGGGCAGCAGGCUAUUAGUGGUACGAGGGUACCAAACGGGUUUGAAGACAGAGCCUUACCUCACUUCCCAAGAUUCUCUAAAGACCCAGCUGCUCGUGGCUUUGUAUCAAACAGUUUCUACACAGGUCUGACUCCUACAGAGUUUUUCUUCCACACCAUGGCUGGACGUGAAGGCCUUGUGGACACAGCUGUGAAAACUGCUGAGACUGGCUACAUGCAGAGGCGACUGGUCAAAUCACUGGAAGACUUGUGUUUACAGUAUGACUCCACAGUCAGGACCUCAGUGGGAGAGGUUGUGCAGUUUAUAUAUGGAGAAGACAGUCUUGACCCAGCUGCCAUGGAGGGCAAUGAUCAACCUGUCGCUUAUGGUCGUCUAAUGGUCCACGUUAAGGCCAACUUGGCCUCUCAGUGCAGGCAUGAGCCAUCCCUAACUGGACAGGAGGUUUUGGAUCAAGUAAAAACUAUUUUGGAGCAGCCUGAGUGGGAGAAAGUGAGCUCAAGGCUGAAAGAGGACUUGAACAGUUUUUUUCAAGAUCAGGCCAAGAAAAUUGAUCAAGCCCAUUCUGUACUCAAGGUGGGCAUGUUCAGUAAACAAUCUCACAAUGUGCUGAGCCAAGUUGAGCGUCUAACUAGGUCACAGGUGAGCAAAUACCUGGAGAUAUCACUGGAUAAGUACAACAGGGCCCUCAUUGAGCCAGGUGAGGCUGUUGGGGCCAUUUGCGCUCAGUCCAUCGGUGAACCAGGCACGCAGAUGACCCUGAAGACCUUUCACUUUGCGGGUGUGGCCAGUAUGAACAUCACUCAGGGCGUCCCCCGCAUCAAAGAGAUCAUCAACGCCAGCAAAACUAUCUCCACACCCAUCAUCACCGCCAAGCUGGAGAACAGCCUCGACGAGGAGUUUGCAAGGCUGGUGAAGGGCAGGAUCGAGCGCACCACCUUGGGGGAGAUUUCUGAGUACCUGGAGGAGGUGUACAUUCCAGAUGACUGCUUCGUACUAGUCAAGCUUGACCUAAACAGGAUCCGUCUCUUGAAGUUGGAGGUCAGUCCAGAGACCAUUGCGGCAUCCAUUGUAGCCUCAAAGCUGAAAGUGAAUUACCCUGAUAUUAAGAUUCACAGUGAGGCUGUGUUCUCUGUCUCCGCCAAUGCCUCAUCUAAAGUUUCAAUGUACUACAGGCUGCAAGCACUUAAGAAAUCACUGCCAGAUAUCACAGUCAGGGGAAUCCCCUCUGUGACAAGGGCAGUAAUUCACAAGAGUGACAAGUCCGGGAAAUACAAACUGCUUAUUGAGGGGGAUAACCUCAUUGGGGUCAUGGGAACACAGGGCGUCCUGGGGGCAAAGUGCAAGUCCAACAACACCCACGAAGUCUGGCAAACUCUAGGCAUUGAGGCCGCUCGCAGCACCAUCAUGAAAGAGGUCACUGUCACCAUGAAGAGCCACGGCAUGAGCAUCGACGCCAGACACACCAUGCUCCUUGCUGAUUUGAUGACCUACCGUGGCGAGGUGCUAGGAAUCACCCGCUACGGCCUGGCCAAGAUGAAAGAGUCUGUCCUCAUGCUGGCCUCCUUUGAGAAAACAGCUGAGCAUCUCUUCCAGGCGGCUUAUUUCGGCCAGCGUGACGCCAUCUGUGGUGUCAGUGAGUGUAUCAUCAUGGGUAUCCCCAUGAACCUUGGCACUGGCAUCUUCAAACUUCUCUAUAAAGCAGAGAACCCCCCCACAAUCUACUCACGCCCUGUACUUCUUGACUUUCACACUCCUGAGUACUCACUGGACCCAUCCUAGCAAGUCCAAUUUAAAGUUAAAUAAAGAUUUGAAUUUCAAAUUGAAAUGGUUACAAAUGUCUGAAAUGAUGAUUCUGUUAUUAUUAUUUUUGCAUAUUUAAUAAAAUAUGUUAAAAUUGUUUUUAUGUAUUAAAAAAAUUAUUUUAAAUAGUUUUUUGUAUUUGCUUUGUCUUAUUAACAAUGUCUCUUUUACACUGAGCACCCUAAAUUGAAAAGACCUAUUUGAAUAUUUUUUGUCCAGAAAAAUAAUUUCAGCGUUGUCAGUGAUGUAUUAAAAGUGGAAUUAAGAAUGAUGUAUCUCAUUAAUGGGGAGAUAACUUAUGCUCAUUUUUUUUGUUUGUAUUUUAUAAUUUAAAAAAAUGAUAUUUCUUGUUAGCCAGCCACUUGAUUGCACUGACCAAUAUAAACUUUGUCACUUUACAUUUCAUAUAUGUCAGUGUUAUGGCUUACUGAAGCUAUUGAAUGCUUUCAUGCAAUCACAAAAAAACAAAGGCUAGUACAGUUUGGAGCAGUGAAAUAACAAGACUUUAAGAACCAUGAAUUAAAAAAUGACAUUUAAUGGCAUAAAAAUAAAUAACAUCAAACUGGCAUUGAUCAAGUUGUGAUUAAAAUAGUUCAUGACCCAGACAUUGACAUUUUCUCUCAUGUUACAUUUACCACAUUGAGUAGAUACUUUCAAAAAUAAUUGUUUUACUAGGGGACUCGAAAUAUAAAAUUAAUUUUUUUUUAAAUGUUUGAACAUCACCUGAGCUUUGUUGCACGGCUAUUACAGUUCAAUGCAUUGCUGAGGGUCUAGAGCAGGGGGUUCUCAACCUGUGGGUCGUGACCCCCUUGGGGGUAGAUUGACGAUUUGCCAGGGGUCGCCUGAGACCAUCGAAAAUAUGGACUGUUAUUGUCUAUUCUUCUAGUGCUAUAUGUGUGUGUAUGGGGGGAGGGUCGCGGAAGAGUGAGGGGUCAUAAAAAGGGGUCGCCGAGCAUAAAAGAUUGAGAACCGCUGGUCUAGAGCUUCUAUGCAAACUAAAGCUACCAGUAUUUCCUUUUUUAAUUUAUCUUGAGUGCCUUCUCCAGCGCCUUUGGGUUAAAGGAAAACCACUUUGAUGGCUCCCUUCAUGAAUGUUAUGUGGACUAAUACAACAAUGGAAUCUUCACAUUGCUAAGUAAAAAGCCAGUUGGGAAGCACUAGAGUUUACACAAGAAACACAAACUUACAAUUGAGAGACAAAAGAAAAUCACCUCACCAAAU